AUGGUAGCUUUACUUGGUGCUAGUGGUGGUAUUGGUCAACCUCUUGGACUUCUUCUUAAACUAAAUCCAUCUAUUUCUAGAUUGGCCUUAUAUGAUAUCGUUAAUACUGCUGGUGUUUCAGCUGAUCUUUCGCAUAUUGAUUCAAAAGCAAAGGUAACUGCCCAUACUGGUACGAAAGAGUUGAACGAUGCUCUUGAUGGAACUGAUAUAGUUGUUAUACCGGCUGGUAUGACCCGUGAUGAUUUAUUCAAUACAAAUGCAAGUAUUGUUCGCGAUUUAUGUGAUGCAGCAGCAAAAACCUGUCCGAAAGCAUUUAUAGCAAUAAUCACAAAUCCGGUCAAUUCAACUGUUCCUAUUGCUGUGGAGGUUUUCAAGAAGAAUCAUGUAAAAGAUACAAAACGUAUUUUUGGUGUUACAACAUUGGAUAUUAUUCGUUCACAAACGUUUGUCGCAGAAUUGAAAGGAUUGGAUGUAACAAAAACAACGAUACCAGUUAUAGGUGGUCACGCUGGUGUGACAAUAAUUCCAGUGCUAUCGCAAACAAAACCAGCUUGCAAGUUUACUGACGAGGAAGUAAAAUCGUUAACACCACGCAUUCAGGAGGCUGGAACAGAAGUAGUUAAAGCUAAAGCUGGAGGAGGAUCUGCAACUUUAUCGAUGGCAUUAGCUGCAGCAAAAUUCGUAGAAGGAUUGUUAAAAGCAUUAUCAGGUGAAAAUGUUGUACAGUGUGCUUAUGUACAGUCAGAUGUCGUGCCCGGACUUGAGUAUUUCUCCACACCUAUUAUGAUUGGCCAAAACGGACUUGAAAAAAAUCUUGGAACAGGCAAAUUAAGUAUGUAUGAAGAAAAUCUAGUUAAGACAGCAAUUCCGGAAUUACAGAAAAACAUAGCAAAAGGCAUCAAAUUCGUUCGAGGCGAUUAA
This is a messenger RNA of Dracunculus medinensis (Guinea worm), 921 nucleotides long. The record is from the annotation of a GenBank genome assembly. NCBI's taxonomy places the organism in Eukaryota, Metazoa, Nematoda, Chromadorea, Rhabditida, Dracunculidae.